GAGAAACACCAACGAAGAAGUCCGGGUACGUUAACACAGCAGUGACCUGGAGAUAUUGCAGUGUCGAGAGGAUUAAACAAACAUGGAUAAAAAGAAGAAACCCUUCGACGUGACUGCUUCGUCGUUAGUGGACCUUAAAGCUGAACUGUACAGGAAGCAGGAGCAAUUCAAACAGGACAAGCUUGGGCAAGAAAAUGCUGGUGCUGGAUUCAAACCAAAAUCUAAAGUGAAGAAACCCAGUGUCUGGAACAAACAAAACGCUGGUGUUUCAGCAAGGGCUGAGAAAGAUGCAGAGCAGCUGGCCGAGGAGCAGCGCAGUCUCGAUACAUCAAAACGCAAGUUGGAGGAGAAGGCCAGACUCUACGAGCAGAUGACAAAAGGAGACUUUCCAGAUGAAGAGACAGAGGGUCUGUUCCUGGUUGAUUUCACUCAGAAGAUUAUUGACAAAAAGAGAGCAACACUCGCACAGCGGGAUGCAGAGAGAGAGGAGGAUGACGAUGGAGACAGCUCAACACCUAUACCCGCUCCUCAAAACCCAGACGAGGAAUGGGUGGACUAUGUGGACGCUUUGGGCCGUUCUCGAAGAUGCAUGAAGAAAGACCUGCCAGAAUUUAAGAAAAUGGACCAAGAUCUGAAAGGAAAAGGAAAAGUCUCAUCUGAGAAGACCUUACUCUCAGAGGACAUGCGUCGAGAGCUGCAGAGGCAGGAGUGGGAGAGGGAGGAGGAGGAGGCUAUGAAGAGGCCUGUUGGACCCAUCCACUACGAGGAUAUCAGAGGACAAGAGGCUCGAGAACUUGGUGUGGGCUACUUUGCAUUCUCCCAUGAUGAAGAGCAGCGCAGAAAGCAGAGAGACACUCUGGACAUGCUCAGAGACCAGACAACAGAGCAGCGCAGUAAAAGAGAACGGCUGAAGGAGAAGAGGCAGGCUAUGCUGCAGGCCCGGCUGGCCAAGGUGAGGCAGAGGAAGAUGAAGAAAUCCAAGCUGGAUGGCACUGAAGAAGAGCAGAGAGAAGAGGAGAAUGAAGGACAGGAAGAGGAGGAUGAUUUGAUAGGUUCCCCGCCUCCACCAGAGGACGCCCCAGAAGUCAGCAUAGUGAAGAAGGUGGAAGUGGAGAUCCAGGAGAGGAGGGACACUAAACCAGGAGUUCCUCAUGUCAGAGAAUGGGACAGAGGCAAAGAAUUCAUGUUUAGUGAGUGGAAAACGCGGUGCCGAGAUGAGCGAGAUUCUGAAUUUGCACCUCCCUCUGCAUAUUUCACCGAUGAGAAGAGACAAAGACCAGGGAUGAAUAAAACUCAGGAGAAUAAAUCCAAAAUGUCCUUCAAGUGGACAAAGGGCCCAGGAGGAAUCUCUGAGAGCAAAGAGGAACCACAACCUCAGCCUGAAACUACUCCUUCACCACCUCCACCUCCACCUCCACCUCAACAGGAUCAUCCUGCUCCUCCACAGCCACAGACCUCAUCACAGCCUCCACCCUCAAACCCGCCUGUUGUUUCAGCUCCCGUGUCUGCUCCCCCUUUUCAUCCUCAGUACCCCCCUCCUCUAUUUUAUCCCCCAUUUCCUCCUCCACAUCCCCCUCAGUUUGCAGGUCCACCUCACCUGCCUCCUCACUUCCCCCUGCAGUAUCCCCCCCACUAUCCACCCCAGUAUCUCCCACAGUAUACGCCCCAGUAUCCACCUCAGCCACAGAGCCAGUCUCAGCCUCAGCAGCCGGCUGAGCCCACAGACCACAACCAGGCCCAGCAGCUCCCUCAGGGUCCCUCUCAGAGUCUGGAUGACAUGUUGUCCUUCUACAGGAACUCUACCUGAACUCUACCUGAACCUGAAAUAUCAUGUUUGCUGUGUAGUUGGUUCACAUUGGGAUUUGUAAAUAUGUUAGGAAAUCACAGAGAGAACAGAACAUCAGACCUCAUGCAAGAACAUUUUCAUGAGCUUGUCUUAAAAUUCAGCUGAUGUUUUCUGAGAUUUGUUUAUUGGUUUUACCAGACUCUCAUACCUGCACAAACUUAUCGUAACUUUUUGACUGAUGAAUACCACCUGUUCACUGGAUCUGCUCGCAUGACUGGUUCUUGCAUGAUGCCCAAUGUCUCAGCUCUUGUGCGUUUUCCAAUUUAAUAAAUAUAAGGAAUUUAAGUAGA
Molecule: messenger RNA, 2136 nt
Organism: Lates calcarifer (barramundi perch)
Lineage: Eukaryota; Metazoa; Chordata; Actinopteri; Centropomidae
Gene: ccdc174
Product: coiled-coil domain containing 174
Exons: 11
Coding region: 83-1807 (574 amino acids)
Cellular component (GO): nucleus
Source: RefSeq, a predicted model, not a curated record